AUGUUGGAGGAGGAGGAGGAGGACGGCGCCGUGCGGGACGGCGAGGGCCAUGCGUGGCCCGAAGGGCGGUGGGCGCCGCCGGAGAGCGGCGCGGCCGCCCGCUACGCGCCCACCGUGGCCCCCGUGGUGGCCCGUGUCUCCAAGGUGAACCUGCUGCCCUUCGCCGCCAGCCCCGGCGGCUCGCGCGGCGGCAGCCGCUGCUCGAGCACUGAGACGCUCAAGGAGGAAGAGCACGCGGGCGCCUGCUGGCCCGGCCGGCCCUUCCAGGUGGGCUACGGCGUCUACCGCUCGCCCAGUUUCGGGCCGAGCGACGGCCUCGCGCGGGGGCAGCCCCCAGGCCGCGCGCGCCCCAAGCUGCCCUUGGCCAUGGCCAAGGCCAACCAGGACUUUGCAAGCGAGACCCUGCAGGACUGCGGGCUCUCGGCGGGGGACAGAGCCACGCACCGCAAGUCCUUGUCCAACCCGGACAUUGCCACCGAGACGUUGACGCUCCUCAGCUUCCUCAAGUCGGACCUCUCGGAGCUGAAGGUGAAGAAGAAAGGGGUGAGGAUCGGGCUGCCGGAGGAGGUGGCGCUCGGUGGGAGCAGGUACGAGAGCUGCCCCGGCUCGGUCGGCCACCCCAUGGCAAGCCGGGGCCGCCCUGGGGCUCAGCCCGUGGGCCGGUGGGCGCCGGGCGAGCGGCCCACCCUCAAGGACCUCACGGCCACGUUGCGGCGCGCCAAGUCCUUCACGUGCUCCGAGAAGGYGGCGGGGACGCGGCGGCUCUUCCUGCAGAGCGCCAUGAAGCAGAGCUCCUCCGAGCUCCUCYUGGCCACCACGGGCAACCACGACGGGGCCAGCAACAGCGGCGGCCGGCGGAGGGACGACGACGUGCUGCCCGUGGUCAUCCAAGACCAGUACAUCCAGGAGGCCCGGCAGGUCUUCGAGAAGAUCAGCCGCAUGGGGCGGCAGCAGGAGGACUACGGUGUCACGGUGGGGGAGGAGGAUGGCGCAGGGAUGGAAGGCGCUGGGGACUUUGCGGAGCCCGUGGGAAACCUCYUGUUUGGGAAGCCCACGGAGGAGCUCUCACCACACGAGUGCAGCCUCACGGACGAGGGCAUCGUCACGGAGCCCGAGCCUGCCGCCGUGGUGGCCUACGGGGCCCUGCACCAGGCCUGGAAGGUGCCCACGGGUGCCGAGACGCCUCUCGCGGCAUCGGGGCGCCCCGGCCUGCAGGCUGCMCACGGUGACCUGCCCUCACCAUCGCCCCUGGAGGCGCCGGCCACCCCCAGCGCUGCGCGGCGCCGCCGCAAGUUCCCCUCGGUGGGUGCCGCGGGCUGCGAGUGCAGCGGCGGCGAGGCCAACGGCGACGCGUAUCGCUCGCUGAGCGACCCCAUGCCGCACCGGCGCCGCGCCGCGGCCGACGAGCCCGGCGCCGCGCCGGCGCCCCGCGCCAAGCCGCACGUGGAUAUGAGGAAGCACGUCAUCAUGACGCUGCUGGACACGGAGCAGUCCUACGUGGAGUCCUUGCGCACCUUGAUGCAGGGUUACAUGAAGCCCUUGAAGCAGCCCGAGAACUCGCUGCUCUGUGACCCCUCGUUGGUGGACGAGAUCUUCGACCAGAUCCCGGAGCUGCUGGAGCACCACGAGCAGUUCCUGGAGCAGAUCAACGACUGUGUGCAGAACUGGCACGAGAAGCAGAAAGUGGGCGACCUCCUCGUGCAGUCGUUCUCCAAGGACGUCCUGGUGAACAUCUACUCCGCCUACAUCGAUAACUUCCUCAAUGCCAAGGAUGCCGUGAGGAUCGCCAAGGAAGCCCGGCCGGCCUUCAUGAAGUUCCUGGAGCAAAGCAUGAGGGAGAACAAGGAGAAACAGGCCCUGUCCGACCUGAUGAUCAAGCCCGUGCAGAGGAUCCCGCGCUACGAGCUGCUGGUGAAGGACCUGUUGAAGCACACGCCAGAGGACCACCCCGACCACCCCUUCCUCAUUGAUGCCCAACGCAACAUCAAGCAGGUGGCCGAGAGGAUAAACAAGGGCAUGAAGAGCGCCGAGGAGGUGGAGAGGAACGCCCGGAUCGUGCAGGAGAUCGAGUCRCACAUCGAAGGCAUGGAGGAUCUCCAGGCCCCGCUCCGGAGGUUCCUGCGGCAGGAGAUGGUGGUGGAAGUGAAGGCGGUGGGCGGCAAGAAGGACCGCUCCUUCUUUCUCUUCUCGGACCUCCUGGUGUGCACCACGCUGAAGCGCAAGUCGGGCUCCCUGCGCCGCAGCUCCAUGAGCCUGUACACGGCGGCCAGCGUGAUAGACACGGCCAGCAAGUACAAGCUGCUCUGGAAGCUGCCCCUGGAGGACGUGGACAUCAUCAAAGGUGCCUCGCAAGCCACCAAUCGUGAGAGCGUCCAGAAGAGCAUCUGCCGCCUGGAUGAGGACCUCAGCACGCUGGGCCAAGUGAGCAAGCUCUCGGAGAGCCUCAGCUUCCCGCACCAGAGCCUGGAUGACGUCAUCAAGGACCUGAUGGCUGCCAUCCACCGGGAGCUGGCUGAGAAGCAGUCGCUGUCCUUCAGCAUGUCCUUCCCRCCCAACAAAGUUGAGCUCACCACCACCAAGGCCGACGGCACCGAGUCCUUCGUCUUUGAGUUCCCCAACCCCGAUGCCCGGCAAAGCUUCGAGCAGGCCUUCGAGGACGCCAAGAAGAAGUUGGCAUCCAGCAAGAACUGCCUGGACCCCGAGUUCCUCAAGGCCAUCCCCAUCAUGAAGACGCGGAGCGGGAUGCAGUUCUCCUGCGCAUCGCCGAGUGCGGGCAGCCCAGAGAGCGCGUGCGAGGUGUGGGUGUGCAACAGCGACGGCUACGUGGGGCAGGUGUGCCUGCUGAGCAUCCGCAAGGAGCCCACCGUGGAGGCCUGCAUCGCCGUCUGCUCCGCCAGGAUCCUCUGCAUCGCCUCCGUGCCCGGCCUCCAGCAGCCCUACAGGGAGCGUCCGGAGGCGCCCGCGAGCCCGGCGGUGGCGCCGGCGGGAGCGGCGCCGGAGGCGGCGGCGCCGCAGCCCGAGGACGCCGGGCCGCAGCAGUGCCUGCACAUCUCCAUCUCGGGCUCCUCGCUGGAGCUCUCCGAGCCCGUGGACAGCGGCAACCGGGAGCUGAUGCCCUUCGACAGCGACGACACGGACGACGAGUCCUCGCCGAGCCCCUCGGGCACCCUGCAGAGCCAGGCCAGCCACUCCACCAUCUCCUCCAGCUUCGGAAACGAGGAGCUGCCGAGCUGCAAGGAGGCUGCGGCAGAGGGCACGAGCUCGGAGGAGGAGCAGGAACCGGCGUUCCUGGCGCUGGCGGGUCCCUUCGGCGCCAGCGGCGGCCCCGGCGAGAGCCCCGUGGACGGCCGCGCCAUGCGGCGCUCCAGCCGCGGCUCCUUCACGCGGGGCAGCCUGGAGGAGCUGCUGAGCCUCGACCCCGAGGCCCACCAGAGCUCCAUGUGGCUGGGCACCGAGGACGGCWGCAUCCACGUGUACCAGUCCUCGGACAACAUCCGCAACAGGAAGAACAGCAUGAAGAUGCAGCACGCCGCCGCCGUCAUGUGCAUCCUGUACCUGGAUAACCAGGUCUUCGUGUCGUUGGCCAACGGGGAGCUCAUCGCCUACCAGCGGGAGGCAGGCCGCUUCUGGGACCCGCAGCACUCCAAGGCGCUGGCGCUGGGCUCCCCGGGGAGCCCCGUCACCAAGAUGGUCGCGGUGGCCGGCAAGCUGUGGUGCGGCUGCCAGAACCGCGUCAUCGUCCUCAACACGGCCACCCUGGCGCAAGAG
Molecule: messenger RNA, 3768 nt
Organism: Nothoprocta perdicaria
Lineage: Eukaryota; Metazoa; Chordata; Aves; Tinamiformes; Tinamidae
Gene: ARHGEF17
Product: Rho guanine nucleotide exchange factor 17
Exons: 20
Biological process (GO): actin cytoskeleton organization
Molecular function (GO): guanyl-nucleotide exchange factor activity
Source: RefSeq, a predicted model, not a curated record